This is a messenger RNA of Meloidogyne enterolobii, 296 nucleotides long. The record is from the annotation of a GenBank genome assembly. Lineage: Eukaryota; Metazoa; Nematoda; Chromadorea; Rhabditida; Meloidogynidae.
UUUUUGUUUUGAUAAAUACUGAAAUAUUUUUUAUGUUUGAUCUUUUCGUUAACAGCAUCUUUGUAAUUUUUUGGAAACCUGAACAAUGUUCAUGGCUAAUUAAUCAAAAAAUCAUCCUAUCAUUUUUCAGGCGCUUCUCGACUUUGGGCGUGAACCUCCAGCUUUCUGUAAUCCAAACUUCUUUUACACUUUUUUACACAAUAUUUAAAUCUAUUAAUUCGGUUUUAUUAAUUCUUAAUUUUAACAGUCAAACAGACACUUAUAUAAAUAUGAUCGAUUUAUUUUUUGGAUGCUGA